Messenger RNA from Asparagus officinalis (garden asparagus), 1709 nucleotides. RefSeq names its product 3-hydroxy-3-methylglutaryl-coenzyme A reductase 3-like. Gene Ontology annotation, biological process: isoprenoid biosynthetic process; sterol biosynthetic process; coenzyme A metabolic process. Gene Ontology annotation, molecular function: hydroxymethylglutaryl-CoA reductase (NADPH) activity; protein binding. Gene Ontology annotation, cellular component: endoplasmic reticulum membrane; peroxisomal membrane. The record is from RefSeq and is a predicted model, not a curated record. Lineage: Eukaryota; Viridiplantae; Streptophyta; Magnoliopsida; Asparagales; Asparagaceae.
AUGGAGGUCCGCCGGAGAUACCCCGCCGCGCCGCCGCCGAUCGCCGCUCCUCGUCCGGCGGAUACCUCCGCCAAGGUCGACCCCAAGAUCCAGGCCUCCGACGCCCUCCCUCUCCCAAUUCGCCACACGAAUCUCCUCUUCUCGUUCCUUUUCAUGGCCUCUCUCUUCUUCCUCAUGCGCCGGUGGCGCGAAAAGAUCCGCACCUCCACCCCUCUGCAUGUCGUCGGGUUCGUCGAGAUCCUCUCCAUUGUCUCCCUUGUUGCCUCCCUAAUCUAUCUCCUCUCCUUCGAUGACGAAGAGGAUAAUCAACAGCAGAGCCAGCAGCAACAGAGAUACCCUCCCCCUCCUCCUACUUGCCCUCUCCUGGUCGACGCCGCCGCCGGCGAGAAACCCAACGGUGGCAUCUCAACAAUCCCCGUCGAAGACGAAGAGAUCAUCGAAUCCGUGGUCAUGGGUAAGACCCCAUCUUAUUCAUUGGAGUCCAAAUUGGGAGACUGCAAACGCGCUGCAAGUGUUCGACGCGAGGCCUUAAGGAGAAUAACCGGAAGGAAUCUCAACGGUCUCCCUCUUGAUGGGUUCGAUUACGCCUCCAUCCUCGGCCAGUGCUGCGAGAUGCCGAUUGGGUUCGUCGCAUUGCCCGUUGGCAUCGCGGGCCCGCUGGUUUUGGAUGGGAGGACCUACUAUGUGCCGAUGGCCACGACCGAAGGGUGUUUGGUUGCGAGCACGAACAGAGGGUGCAAGGCCAUCGGGGAGUCAGGUGGGGCCCAGAGUGUUGUGCUUAGGGAUGGGAUGACGAGGGCCCCGGCGGUGAGGUUUGGGACGGCGGCGAGGGCGGCUGAGCUUAAGUUCUUCUUGGAGGACCCGGCCAAUUUUGACACGCUUGCUAUUGUUUUCAACAGAUCGAGCAGGUUUGGUAGGCUUCAAGGGAUUAAAUGCUCGCUUGCGGGGAGAAAUCUGUACAUGAGGUUCAGUUGCAGCACUGGAGACGCAAUGGGAAUGAACAUGGUGUCCAAAGGCGUGCAGAACGUCUUGGACUACCUUCAGACUGAUUUCUCCGACAUGGAUGUCAUUAGUAUAUCUGGUAAUUUCUGUUCUGAUAAGAAGCCCGCUGCUGUGAAUUGGAUUGAAGGGAGAGGGAAGUCAGUGGUAUGUGAGGCAAUAAUCAAGGAGGAAGUCGUGAAAAAGGUUCUGAAAACCUCUGUAUCUGCUCUGGUCGAGCUGAACAUGAUCAAGAAUCUCGCUGGAUCAGCUGUGGCCGGAGCUCUGGGGGGUUUCAAUGCUCAUGCUAGCAACAUUGUGUCUGCUGUUUUCAUCGCUACCGGUCAAGAUCCUGCACAGAAUGUGGAGAGCUCUCACUGCAUUACAAUGAUGGAAGCUGUGAAUGAUGGAAAGGAUCUUCACAUCUCUGUCACCAUGCCUUCCAUUGAGGUGGGUACAGUUGGAGGUGGGACCCAGUUGGCAUCCCAGUCAGCGUGCUUGGACCUAUUAGGUGUGAAGGGUGCAAGCCUCGAGUCCCCUGGGUCAAAUGCAAGGCUCCUGGCCACCAUCGUAGCUGGCUCAGUCCUGGCUGGUGAGCUCUCCCUCAUGUCUGCGCUUGCUGCCGGCCAGCUUGUCAGGAGCCACAUGAAAUACAACAGGUCCUCCAGAGACAUGACCAAAGCUGCUGCUUCCUAAAACAAAAUAAUGAUAAGAAACCCCCCAUGUGUGUA